This is a messenger RNA of Drosophila innubila, 1111 nucleotides long. RefSeq names its product mitochondrial dicarboxylate carrier (gene Dic2). The transcript is spliced from 2 exons. The record is from RefSeq and is a predicted model, not a curated record. Lineage: Eukaryota; Metazoa; Arthropoda; Insecta; Diptera; Drosophilidae. Gene Ontology annotation, molecular function: thiosulfate transmembrane transporter activity; malate transmembrane transporter activity; oxaloacetate transmembrane transporter activity. Bases 66 to 917 code for a protein of 283 amino acids. Gene Ontology annotation, biological process: phosphate ion transmembrane transport; succinate transmembrane transport; malate transmembrane transport.
GUCUAAAGUAUUUGUGUAGUGCUAGUAAAAUAAUUUACAACUAAAUUUAUAUUGGUCAAUUAAACAUGUCGGUUAAUCAGAACCGCAUAUCGCGAUGGUAUUUUGGAGGCGUGGCCAGCUCAAUGGCUGCCAUGGUGACACAUCCGUUGGAUCUAAUGAAGGUGUUAAUACAGACAAACAAGGAGAAAAUGUCGCUAAUUGAUACCAGUCGCAAGAUAUACAAGGAACAGGGUGCUUUGGCAUUCUACAAUGGCAUCUCAGCCUCCUUAUUGCGACAAUACAGCUACACUUUAGCUCGUUUUGGAUUCUAUACAAUGGGUGCCAACCUCAUAGAUACCAGGUCGAUGAGCAGCAAGGUAGCGCUGGCCGGGAUGAGUGGUUAUGUCGCUGGAUUAAUAGGUGCUCCGGCCGAUUUAAUAAAUGUGCGACUGCAGAACGAUGUGAAAUUGCCACCGGAUCAAAGGAGAAAUUACGCUCAUGCAAUUGACGGACUGGUGAGAGUUGUACGCGAGGAGGGAUGGCCGAGUCUCUUCAAUGGAGCGUCGAUGUGUGCAUUGCGUGGCGCUUUCAUGACUGUUGGCCAAAUUGCAUUCUACGAGCAGAGCAAGGACAUACUUAUCGACUAUGGAUGUCCACAACGAAUGGACACAUAUAUUGUCGCCUCGGUCAUAUCGGCGAUUGCUGCCACGGCUUUAACCCAACCCAUCGAUAUGGUUAAGACCCGUCAAAUGAAUUCCCGUAGUGGAGAAUACAAGGGCUUGUCUGAUGUCGUCUAUAAGACUGCAUUAGAGGGACCCACGGCCUUCUACAAGGGCUCCGUUCCAGCUCUCACUCGUCUCGGGCCACACACGGUUCUACUAUUUCUUUCACUCGAGUUUCUUCGCACUCACUUCGGGUGGCUGCCCGAGUCCAAGUAGAUUUGAGCCGUUUAGUUAUCUUUUUGAGUAUUCAUCUAAACGAGUAUAAGCUUAAAAAUGAGUAAUGUGUGAGAUUGCAAGAAAUUGUAGAGCUCCGUAUUUGUAGUAAUCCAUUGUCCUUUCGAAAUCGUAAGAGAAGAUGUAAAAAAUUACAGUUUAGUAUUGAAAUAAAUAAUUUAUUGAGUUUCCUUUAA